Molecule: messenger RNA, 1227 nt
Organism: Penicillium diatomitis
Lineage: Eukaryota; Fungi; Ascomycota; Eurotiomycetes; Eurotiales; Aspergillaceae
Gene: fdh
Product: formate dehydrogenase (NAD+) FDH1
Exons: 3
Coding region: 1-1227 (408 amino acids)
Cellular component (GO): cytosol
Molecular function (GO): NAD binding; formate dehydrogenase (NAD+) activity; oxidoreductase activity, acting on the CH-OH group of donors, NAD or NADP as acceptor
Source: RefSeq, a predicted model, not a curated record
AUGGUAUUUAUUCGUUCCCUUUCUCGUCAAUUGCGACGCCCUGCCUCUCAAGUGCUCUCCGGCAGCGCCUUUGCGCGCAAACCUGUGUUGGGCGCUUUCUCCCAAGCCCGUACGCUAACCGCGACCGCCAACAAUCAGGGCAAAGUUCUUAUGGUCUUGUACGAUGGUGGUGAGCAUGCUGCCCAGCAGCCCCGCAUGCUCGGUGCUACCGAGAACGAGCUCGGCAUUCGCAAGUGGCUCGAGGACAAUGGCCACACCCUGGUCACCACCUCUGACAAGGAAGGGGAGAACUCUACCUUUGACAAGGAGCUUGUGGACGCUGAAGUCAUCAUCACUACUCCCUUCCACCCCGGUUACCUCACCGCUGAGCGCUUGGCCAAGGCCAAGAAGCUGAAGCUCGCCGUCACUGCCGGUAUUGGCUCUGAUCACGUCGACCUGAAUGCCGCCAACCAGACCAACGGUGGUAUCACCGUUGCCGAAGUGACUGGCUCCAACGUUGUCUCCGUUGCCGAGCACGUGGUCAUGACCAUCCUCCUGCUGGUCCGCAACUUCGUCCCCGCUCACGACCAGGUCCGUAACGGUGACUGGAACGUCGCCGCUGUCGCCAAGAAUGAGUUCGAUCUCGAGGGCAAGGUUGUCGGUACCGUUGCCGUCGGCCGCAUUGGCGAGCGGGUGCUGCGCCGUCUGAAGCCCUUCGACUGCAAGGAGCUCCUCUACUACGACUACCAGCCUCUGUCCCCCGAGGUCGAGAAGGAGAUUGGCUGCCGUCGUGUCGACAACCUCGAGGACAUGCUCGCCCAGUGCGACGUCGUCACCAUCAACUGCCCCUUGCACGAGAAGACCCGCGGUCUCUUCAACAAGGACCUCAUUUCCAAGAUGAAGCCCGGCUCAUGGCUCGUCAACACCGCCCGUGGUGCCAUCGUCGUCAAGGAGGAUGUUGCCGAGGCUCUCAAGUCUGGCCACCUCCGCGGAUACGGUGGUGAUGUUUGGUUCCCCCAGCCCGCUCCCAAGGAUCACCCUCUCCGUACCGCCGAGCAUCCCUGGGGCGGUGGUAACGCCAUGGUCCCCCACAUGUCGGGUACCUCCAUCGACGCUCAGAUCCGUUACGCCGAAGGUACCAAGCAGAUUCUGGACUCUUACUUCUCCGGACGUGAGGACUACCGCCCUCAGGACUUGAUUGUUCACAAGGGUGAGUAUGCCACCAAGGCUUAUGGCCAGCGCAAGUAA